This is a messenger RNA of Trichomonas vaginalis G3, 546 nucleotides long. RefSeq names its product RNA polymerase II transcription regulator recruiting protein. The transcript has a single exon. Lineage: Eukaryota; Parabasalia; Trichomonadida; Trichomonadidae. The coding region runs from base 1 to 546 and encodes 181 amino acids. Gene Ontology annotation, molecular function: DNA-binding transcription factor activity, RNA polymerase II-specific; RNA polymerase II cis-regulatory region sequence-specific DNA binding. The record is from RefSeq and is a predicted model, not a curated record. Gene Ontology annotation, cellular component: nucleus. Gene Ontology annotation, biological process: regulation of DNA-templated transcription.
AUGACAAUGGAUAAAGACGAGCAGCCACCCAAUCUUCCUCUUCCUGGACAGAUGAUAGAUCCAAACACAAUGAUGAAUUCUUUAUCACAGAUACAUGAAUACUUAAGCGCUUAUCCGAAUUUUGACCCUAAUUUGAUUCAAAACGUUCCAGCGCAACCCGGAAAUAAAAAUACAAGAAAGCAUAAGUUCACACCUGGAGAAGAUGAAACAUUGAAACGAUUGGUGCAGCAAUAUGGCUAUGAUUGGAAAAGUAUUGCAGCAGUACUCAAGAAUAGAAAUGCUAGGCAAUGUCGUGAUAGAUGGAAAAACUACUUGAGGCCUGAGGUCAAUCUAAGACCUUGGUCUCCAGAAGAAGAUGCUUUAUUAAUUCAAAAAUAUCAAGAAUUCGGAAGACAAUGGGCAAUAAUUGCAAAAAGCUUUCCUGAUAGAACCGACAUUCAUAUUAAAAAUAGAUUUACUACGCUAUCUGGAAAAAUAGCAUUCCAAGCUGCGGCAAAUGGUCAAAUGCCAGCUCCUUUAGACGCUAAUAUGCCGAUUACGGAGUAA